AAAAGAUAAACAAGUCACAAAAAGUUGACCACAAAUGUUUGUAGAUAACAACUCACGUGAUUUGUUUAAAAGAACCAUGUUAGAAUAUUAACCAGAAUAGGUGUCCUGACCUUGACAUGGGCACGUUUGAUCAGCAGACGGGUGACCCCAAAUCACUGGCCACCUACUUUAGCCGGAUAGACAUACUAACAGCUCCACAGACAGAACAAGAAGAGCCAAUCAAAGAUAUCACAAAGCGUCACUGGAAACCCCAAGAGUCCCGAUCUGGCUGCUUGAACACGACUUGUAGGAAACAGUUUUCUCUGAUAGAGAGACCCCACCACUGUAGGAGAUGCGGAGAAAUAUUUUGUUCGAACUGCGUGAAGUUCCGCAGGAAGUUGAACAAGCUAGCAAACCCUGAUCCUGAUGGCAAGACAUACAAGGUUUGUCAGAAAUGCUACGAUGAAGGCCGAGUGACAGAAGGAUGUAUACGCAAUUUAACGGAGGAAUUCAGGUGGUUACGAGCUGCAGGAAAGAACAGACAUGCUGUGAUUGCAGCUGGUCAGAGAAGCGCUCACUGGCGGGAGAGGUUGAACCUGGAGAAGGAGUUCCAGCGUCUGGUCGAUGGGUUCCAGACGAUCACCAGCGAGUCGGAGAUGAAGAGAACUCUCCAGGAAGUGAGGAGCAUGGUGUCUGUGCCGGAGUGGCAGAAGUCAUCUGUCUGGAUUCAGGAACAGCUGGCCGACUCGUGCCAAGUGUGUCGCAGUAAGUUCGGAGUCCUGCGUAAAAAAGUCUGCUGCAAGGUCUGCGGCAUUGCCGUGUGUAAAUCGUGUUCUUCCAAAGAUCUCCUCGUCUUUCUACCCGACAACCAAGAUGGUGAGCCGCAUACGUCACCAAAACUGGCCAUCAUCAAGAUUAAGGGAUGCCCAGAGGUGGAGCCUGAAAUAAGUCUGUACCUGAGAACAUGUGGGGAGUGUCGUGAGAAGAUGAUUGACAAGCAGAUAGCCAAUCUGGAGAAAGGAGAUGACGACCUUCAAGAGAAUGACUUCCUGUCAAAGUUGAACAAUGUUCAUCAUGUGUUUUACAAAGUUGAGGUUCACAUCAACAAACAUCUUCCUGAGUACCAGGAGAUUGUUGACUCGCUGCAUGACAAUAGUCGAGGGACAAACUUACAAGGCUCAGAUGUGCCACCCAAGAGCAACAUGAAGACACUUGCCAAAUCUCAGGAAGAUUUAUCGGACUUCCUUGCUCAGCACGUGAUGACGACACAACAGCUGAAACGCCUGAAGCCGCAGUCGUCCACCCAGUCGAAGCUGAUGAAGAACUACAUCAGGAGCAAGUGUGAUUUCUACCUCGAAAACAUGGCAGUAUUCCGCGGUGGCAAGAGAAAGCUUGAGAGUACGUCACCACCAGAAGUGUUGGAGUUCAUUCAGAAGAUUAUGGAUACAAAUGCUAUUGUGAGCACACACCUGUAUGUACGACAGCUAGUAUAUGAGGCUCUCGGACUUUGUGCCAAGUUUCACCUGCCUGAAGAUAUUCCUAAACUUUUAACACCAGUGGAACAGGUGAUUGAAAAUGAUGUCAAGACGUGUGUCAUCCGAGACGGCGAGGACUGGGAACACCACCAAGAAACGACUCAACAGCUGAUCAAAACUCAAAUCAAGGAUCAUAAACUGAUCCGCCCUUCAAGAACCUACUUAAGAAAAUAUGGUGCACAGCAUGCAGACGAGAUAAUGAGGUCAAGGUCACAAGAGGUUGUCACCAAGGUGCUGCUGCAGCUGAAUAUGAAAUCAGCCAAUCGAAGGUUUCCAUCCACCAAAAAGGCUUUGGAAGAGGAGAAUGCUCCAAGGUGAACAAGAGCAGCCUUUCACAGAAAGGAGAACAUUGUGCUGCAUAACUAUUUGUCAGUUUUCUCAUUGUUACAAACCCUCUAUAACCGCAUGGGAGCACUCCUUGGCAAGAUCAACCAACGAGUCUUCGGUCUUCAUGAUGUACGGGUUCCGUGCAUACCAGUUUCUUAGCACAUCCUACAAUUACAAAAUAAUGUUUUCGCUGAAAAAAGGAUGUAAUUAUAUUCUGUGUCAUGAUUAUUAUUAUGAUCAUUUGGAAUAUUUUCCUACAUACACUCAAUUAUAUUGUUAGUCACACAAACCACUCUCCAUAGCAUAAGCUGCUCUGAAUUUUGAUGAAAAUAUGGAGUUUAUGAAUUGAUGUUUAACAACAAUCCAACAUGAAAAACAGUAGUGGAUGUCAAACAAUAUGGGUGACUAACUGUUUGCAUUUAUAAAUGGUUUAUGAUAAAUAUCACCUGCUAAUGAUCACAUCCUGUGAAUCAUUCAAUCAGAUGCUGUAUUUUCCCCAUGUAUUAUGCGCACUCUUUUUCCACAAAAAAUACAGGUUAAAAAUGGGGGUGCGCAUUAUACAUAACAAUAGAAAAACUAAAUCUUUUUUAAAUUUCCUGCGGUCACCCAUAAAAAAUCGUUCAUCGGUAGUUUACUGGUUAUUGAUAGUGUUCAUUACAAUGAAACACCAAAGCCCUCUUAAAAAUCGCUUUUCACUUGUGAUGGUUGUAAUAAAGGUAAAAUAAAUGUACAAAAGUAUCCAUACCUCGCCAAAAAGUUCACAAAAAUAGACCGUAAAUAUUUUUAAUUUCCAUGAGAUUUAAUUUGGCCAUUUCCAUCAAAAAGGAAAUAUACGAUACUACUAUAAAAUUAGAAAUCUAGCGCAUUCACGUUAGAUACGAGAACCAAAUGUAAUAUCAGUGUUCUACGCUCGAUUUUUUACCUUACUCUUCUUUGGCUAGUGGACAAAAACAUUUUACUAGCCAAGCUUAAAAUGUUACUAGCCACACUACUCUUUUUGUAUCAUUUAUGCAUGUGCUGUAACCAUCAUAGCAUUAUACAUGACUUGUGCCGCUGGAUGAAAUAAAUAAUGUGAAACAA
Molecule: messenger RNA, 2921 nt
Organism: Gigantopelta aegis
Lineage: Eukaryota; Metazoa; Mollusca; Gastropoda; Neomphalida; Peltospiridae
Product: vacuolar segregation protein PEP7-like
Exons: 14
Coding region: 117-1832 (571 amino acids)
Molecular function (GO): metal ion binding
Source: RefSeq, a predicted model, not a curated record